AACUCUGAAGUGGGGUAUGGAUUAUGGAAUUUGAGGUCCAUAUCUCACCAUUUCCAGUCUGUGGAUAAGAGAACAAUCCAGUGAACAAAUUUUCAUUGGACCAAAUUUUCCUGACUUGGCUUUAAUCCACUCUCCAUUUUUCUCUCUCACACAAUACUCUUGAAGCUCCAUCAGAAGAAACUUCUAAGCUUACAGAACUAACCAGUCAUAGAUGGCAGCAACUAUGGCUACAACAAUGGCAAUCCUGCACGCAAAGUGUUCGACGAUUUGCUCUUCCAAAAACAGCAAUCCCACCAAGCCAUUCUCAAAACCCACUUCACUUCUCUCCCUUCAGAACCUCCCAAAGGGCCUAACCAUCUCAAAACCAACUGAUCAGCUCCAAUCAUCAUCAUCUUCCCUUGCUGGAGCUGCAAUUGCUGGCGCAAUAUUUUCCAGCUUGAGCUCAUGUGACGCGGCCUUUGCAGCCCAACAAAUCGCUGAGAUUGCUGAAGGAGACAACCGUGGGAUUGCUCUGUUGCUACCAAUUAUCCCAGCGAUUGCGUGGGUUCUGUUCAAUAUUCUUCAACCAGCACUGAACCAGAUCAGCCGCAUGAGGAGCACAAAGGGGGUUCUAAUUGGGGUUGGGCUUGGUGGUUUAGCUGGUUUAAUGGGAACACCAGAUGCAUCUGCUGGUGAAAUUGCUAUGAUUGCUGAUGGUGCCACCAGUGACAACAGAGGUCAGCUGCUGCUUUUCGUUGUAACACCUGCGAUUCUGUGGGUUUUGUACAACAUUCUGCAACCUGCUUUGAACCAGAUCAACAGGAUGAGGUCUGAGUGAUUUGGGUUUGGUUAUGAUAGUGCAAAUUAAGUCACUUGUAAUUGAAAAAAAAAGAAGAAAAAACCUUAUUAUAAUGAAGCCUCUACUGCUCUUUUUUGGUCUAUGA
Messenger RNA from Tripterygium wilfordii, 923 nucleotides. RefSeq names its product photosystem II core complex proteins psbY, chloroplastic-like. The coding region runs from base 212 to 817 and encodes 201 amino acids. NCBI's taxonomy places the organism in Eukaryota, Viridiplantae, Streptophyta, Magnoliopsida, Celastrales, Celastraceae. Gene Ontology annotation, molecular function: manganese ion binding. The record is from RefSeq and is a predicted model, not a curated record. Gene Ontology annotation, cellular component: photosystem II; membrane; chloroplast thylakoid. The transcript has a single exon. Gene Ontology annotation, biological process: cell redox homeostasis; photosynthesis.